AUGACGCCUGCAGAAAGACAACGCCAGUGGAGGGCUAAGCAGAAACAGGACCCGGAGAAAUAUGCUGAAAUCAAAAGAAAACAAGCCAAGAGAUAUCAAGCCCGAAAACUUAACAAAACAAAUGUCCAAAAUACAACUUCAGCUUGCCAUACGGGAAUGGAGAUAGAAGUCAAAAAUAAUAGGGGGUUAAAAUGA
Molecule: messenger RNA, 195 nt
Organism: Acanthoscelides obtectus
Lineage: Eukaryota; Metazoa; Arthropoda; Insecta; Coleoptera; Chrysomelidae
Source: the annotation of a GenBank genome assembly